Molecule: messenger RNA, 2605 nt
Organism: Argentina anserina (silverweed cinquefoil)
Lineage: Eukaryota; Viridiplantae; Streptophyta; Magnoliopsida; Rosales; Rosaceae
Product: respiratory burst oxidase homolog protein A-like
Exons: 14
Coding region: 132-2504 (790 amino acids)
Cellular component (GO): plasma membrane
Molecular function (GO): peroxidase activity; NAD(P)H oxidase H2O2-forming activity
Source: RefSeq, a predicted model, not a curated record
UCAAAGUAAUUAGAAGAAGAGAAGGCAUAUAUGAACCUUUUUCAGCAAGCAAACCUAGUAAGUACCCACAUUGAUCACAAACCACACUUCUUUCUUCCCAUGAAAACUUGAUCACCAAGUAUCUAUCAAUAAUGGAGGCACAACCAGCUUCAGCAUCACCGUCUUCAUCAUCAUCUUGCAGUACUGAUUAUAACAUUAUGCCGCUUUCGUCCUCUCCAGUUUGGACUGAAUUCGAUAAAGCAGAACCACUGCAAGCUGUGAACCAGGAGGAGGUAUCCAUUCACAGGUCAGAUAUUAAAAUUCUGAGAUUUAUGGACCUCACUGCCAAUGGUGGGAUGAGGUGGGAGGAUGUCGAGGACCAGUUUGAUCGCCUUGCGAUCACCCAGUGCCAACCUGAACCUGUUAUAAAAUGGUCUGAUUUUGGUUUGUGCGUAGGGAUGAAGCAGUCGCAAGAGUUUGCUAAUCAGUUAUUAAGGGCUCUAAGGAAAAGCAAGGAUUGUAAUCUUGGUAUAACUAAAGCGGAACUGCAGGGUUACUGGUGUCGUAUGACUGACCCUUGCUUCAAUUCAAGGAUGCAGAUAUUCUUUGACAUGUGUGACAGAAAGAUGCAGGGAAGAAUAACUGAGAUAGAUAUCAAGCAGACUAUUAUACUAAGUGCUACUACAAAUAAGCUAUAUUUGACACCUGAGGAAGCAGAAGACUAUGCCGCCUCAGUCAUGGAGCUGCUUGACACUGAAACAAGGGGGUACAUUGAGCUUCCACAAUUUGAGACUCUCUUAAAAAUGAACUUAUCAAAUGCAUCCUUCUCUGAUAACCCCUUGUCAAUCAUCCGUGAUCCCUGUCACAAUUUUGACCAAGUUCUAGAACCAAAUUCCAAGAUAGAAAUUAUGUUUCGAUCUUAUUGGCGACGAGCAUGGAUAAUAUUGUUGUGGUUGAUCAUAAGUAGUGCCCUCUUCACUUGGAAAUUUAUGCAAUAUAGGCAUAGAGCAGCUUUUCAAGUAAUGGGGUACUGCGUAUCCUCUGCAAAAGGUGCUGCUGAAACCCUCAAAUUCAACAUGGCUUUAGUUCUUCUCCCUGUAUGUCGUAAUACAAUUACGUGGCUUCGAAGGAAUCGUUCAAUCAACUCAAUCAUUCCAUUCAAUGACACUAUCAACUUCCACAAGCUCAUAGCAGGAGGUAUAAUAGUUGGAGUUAUCAUACAUGGUGGCUGUCACCUAGCCUGUGAUUUACCAAGGAUUAGUGAUUCAGAUCAUGUCAUUUUCGGACAAACGAUAGCGUCUGGAUUCGGGUAUCAUCAACCCUCAUACUUUGAGAUAUUGUCAACAAAGGUAGUGGCAUCAGGGAUUGGGAUGGUCAUACUAAUGGCCAUAGCAUUCUCACUUGCAACAACAUGGCCACGCCGGGGGUUACCUUCACUUCCAAAGUCUAUCCGGAAUGUUACAGGAUACAAUACCUUUUGGUACUCACACCACUUGUUCAUUCCUGUAUAUGCACUGCUCAUAUUUCACUCUAUGUUCCUCUUCCUUACAAACAACGUAACUGAAAAAACGACAUGGAUAUACAUUGCCAUUCCAGUUCUGUUGUAUACUGGAGAACGAGUAUUUCGAGCCAUAAGAUCUGGAUUCUAUGAGACGGAAAUGUCAAAGGCGAGUAUAUAUCCAGGAAAAGUUUUGUCUCUCAAAUUGCACAAACCAAAAGGUUUCAAGUACUUGAGUGGCAUGUACAUAUUCAUUCAAUGCCCUCAAAUUUCCCCAUUUGAAUGGCACCCGUUUUCGUUAACUUCAGGACCCAAAGAUGACCACCUAAGUGUGCAUAUCAGAUCUGCUGGGGACUGGAGUUACCAAGUAUACUGUCUUUUCCAAGAGGCUACAUUAUCUGGACUUGGCAGUUACCCUAAAGUACACAUAGAUGGGCCUUAUGGUGCUGCUUCUGAAGACCAUGUCAAGUAUGAUAUCACUGUUCUAAUCGGUUUAGGCAUAGGCGCAACACCUUUCAUUGGCAUCCUCAAAGAUAUUGUCAACGGUGCUCAAAACUCAUCACAUUGUGAUCAUCGUUGCGGUUGCAGAGAAUGCAGCUCAAGAAAGUCUCCACUAAAAGCCUACCUUUUUUGGGUCACAAGAGAACAAAGCUCCUUUGAAUGGUUUAGAGACAUCAUGAACGAAAUAUCAAACUCAAGCGAAAAGCAGUCUGUUGUAGAGAUGCACAAUUUCUUAACGUGUGUGUAUCAAGAUGGAGAUGCGCGCUCAGUUCUAAUAAGUGCAAUACAAGAAUUGCAUUAUGCCAAAACUGGUAUUGAUUUUGUUUCCCGGACUCCGGUAAGAACACAUUUUGCCCGGCCAAACUGGUCCAGCAUCUUCUCAGAAUUGGCCUGUAGACACACAGGAGGACGGAUUGGGGUUUUCUACUGUGGCGCAUCAACCUUAGCAAAAGAGCUGGAGGGAAUGUGUACCAAUUUCUCGACCAAAACUAGCACAAGAUUUGUAUUUCACAAGGAAAAUUAUUAGCAGCAUUAGAAAUUUAGUUUGCAGUCAAUGUACUCCCGUUCCAAAUCCUCAGCAUGGAAAUGAGAUCAAACAAGACCCCUCAAAAUGCAGAUCUCUCUCUC